AUGUCAGCCUCUGGCGUAAGCGCCUCAGAUCAAAUCAACCGUCUCUCUUGUACAAGAUGCAAAGAACGCAAGGUCAGAUGCAGCCGUGUUAUGCCAACAUGUACGCGGUGCGAGAAUCAGGACCUUGAGUGUGUGUAUCCUAUUCGGGCAAAGAGGAGAUCUGCGCGUCCAGUGAUCGAUCCAGCCCUCUCUUCAGACAGCCCAAAUGCUGCUCUUAACACAAUUCUUGAUCGGCUGCAACGUCUCGAGGCGCAAACCGUUACUGGUGCAGCCAUCCCAACUACUUCUGUUGGUGGCUCUGAAGCCUCUUCGUCACCAGUUGCAUACAGCACAUCCAACGGUCAUGAGCCCAGUGCAGUGACACCCCGUAAUGGCUCGAGUGUAUUGACGCCUCAAAAUGACAGUCGUAUUAUGGACGCUAUGACUGUGCUGAAGGAUGCAGUUGAUCAUGUCCAAGAAUUGAGGAAACGGUCCUUUGGUCCCAGCGUCAUAACCAAUCCGAUCAAUAUUCCCACGGACCUGGCUAAGAGAUGGGUCGCAAACUUCUUCGAGUACAUGCCUUCCUGCAUGUUUGUUAGUUUCGUCGACAGGCGUGUCCUCGAACUGCUUCCAGAGAUCACCAAUCUACCGCACAUCCAUGUUGAUCCGGUAAUGCUGGUGAUAUACUAUAGUAUUAUGUAUCACGGGUGCAGUCUAAGAGCGAGCAACAUUACUUCGCAUGAAAGUCAUGCUUACAUGAAUGCGAGUUAUUUGGGAUGUCUCCGUGCGGUCCCGAGUUGGGAGCGAGAAGCAUCAGGAACAAUGACAGAUGUUAUUGCCGCGCUUUACACAAGUCGUGUGGCUGCUGAGUUCUUCGACUACGAUCUCGCCUGGCGAUCCUUCAAAUAUGCUUGCGAAUACUGUCAAGUCCUCAAUCUACACAAACUAGACUCAGACGAAAACAACACCUUUUUCAGCGACGCCACAUGCGAUGAUGAAAGAAGAGGAUUUUGGGAAGUUAUCCAGAUCGAUCUCUUCUACCGACUCAUCCUCAACACUCCUCCUGCCAUCACGAAUAAUCCCUGGAAGGUCAAUUUACCUUGGUUAGAUCUCGACUCGGGAACUGUUCCGCAGGGCAUGCAGACGAUCACCUUCUUGGCAAGUUCACGAGUCACUCUUCUCAUCGCUAGGUUCUUCGCUAUGCUGGAUGACCCAACGAACGCGACCAAGUCUGAUAUCGUUGGCAAGACUGAGGAUCUCUGUCGGGAGAUGCAGGAGAUCUUUGCUGAAUGGCAACUAAAUGAAUGGUUGGAAGCAGUCCAAGACAAUGAAAAGGAUAUCUGGGUAGUAGCCGACGUCAUAUUAACAGGCUACACCUCCAUAAUCUACAUGUUUCGCAAAAUGGCUCUUCUCGACUCUAAUUCCCCACGUCCACCAACAACCGACCUAGACAUUCCAGAUUCUCCCAUCGUCGAAGAUGCAGCUCGACGACUCAUCACUGCGCUCAACCGCUUAUUGGAGAUUUAUCCUUAUGGAGUUACAAUGACGGCAUUAUUUGGUGCAUACCGAUGUUUCGUCGCUUUCGCUUAUCUGGCUAAUACUAUACUUCGUGCUGAAGAUCCACGGGUUUAUAUAGAGGAUAUCAGAGCGCUUGAGAGAUUGACUGACGUCUCGGCGGAGCUUUGUAGAGGGAAUGCGGAUGUUGUGCCGUUGGUGAAGGCAAUGCAGAAUAUUACGGCGGAAAUACGCAAGAAGUUAUAG
Molecule: messenger RNA, 1740 nt
Organism: Fusarium coffeatum
Lineage: Eukaryota; Fungi; Ascomycota; Sordariomycetes; Hypocreales; Nectriaceae
Exons: 6
Coding region: 1-1740 (579 amino acids)
Biological process (GO): regulation of DNA-templated transcription
Molecular function (GO): DNA-binding transcription factor activity, RNA polymerase II-specific; zinc ion binding
Source: RefSeq, a predicted model, not a curated record